Nyctereutes procyonoides (raccoon dog) is the source of this 833-nucleotide messenger RNA. It is a transcript of the gene ATP6V0E1, whose product is annotated as ATPase H+ transporting V0 subunit e1. Lineage: Eukaryota; Metazoa; Chordata; Mammalia; Carnivora; Canidae. Gene Ontology annotation, cellular component: proton-transporting V-type ATPase, V0 domain. Gene Ontology annotation, biological process: proton transmembrane transport. The transcript is spliced from 4 exons. Gene Ontology annotation, molecular function: proton-transporting ATPase activity, rotational mechanism. The record is from RefSeq and is a predicted model, not a curated record. The coding region runs from base 70 to 315 and encodes 81 amino acids.
CGGUGUUGACACUUCCGGGUGGGACCGAAGCGAGGCGGCUGGGCAGGGGCUCGCGCCUCCGCGGCAGCCAUGGCGUACAACGGCCUCACGGUGCCUCUCAUCGUGAUGAGCGUGUUCUGGGGCUUCGUCGGCUUCUGCGUGCCCUGGUUUAUCCCUAAGGGUCCCAACCGGGGAGUUAUCAUCACCAUGUUGGUAACCUGUUCAGUUUGCUGCUAUCUCUUUUGGCUGAUUGCAAUUCUGGCCCAACUCAACCCUCUCUUUGGACCACAGUUGAAAAAUGAAACCAUCUGGUACCUCAAGUAUCAUUGGCCUUGAGGAGGAAGACCUGCUCUCCAGCACUCAGUCAUUGAGGUCACGAAGAGAAUUCCUCUAGAUGCAAAAUCAACUCCAAACCCAGACCGCCUUCUUUGACUUGCCUAUUUUGGCCAUCAGCUGCCUUAAACAUUCACACCAUAUUUGAAUAUCUUAUUCUACAGUGCAGUAUUUUUUCCUGUUGCCUUUUUUACAUUUUGAUGAAUUAUGUGCCUACUUAACCUAAACUGUGCUGACUCCAUAAAAUGUUUAUGCACUCUUCUGAGAUAGAGGGUGCUAUUCUUCUGAGAAAUACAUUGCUCUCUCCUUGGAACCUGUGAAUUUGAAGAUGACUCCUGCCUGGUCACAACAUGGGAAUCAGCAAAGUGUUUAAAAACUGUCACAAGACAAGGCAGUCAGUAGGAGAGCAUGUUCAGAGGGAAUAUCUGUCCCAACAGAAUUACACCAAAGUAUAUUUUCAGGAUGACUUUCUUAUUUCUGCCAUCUAUCAGAAUAAAUUAUUUUUCAGCUUUCUGUGGAAA